Molecule: messenger RNA, 2100 nt
Organism: Xenia sp. Carnegie-2017
Lineage: Eukaryota; Metazoa; Cnidaria; Anthozoa; Malacalcyonacea; Xeniidae
Product: microfibrillar-associated protein 1-like
Biological process (GO): mRNA splicing, via spliceosome
Cellular component (GO): U2-type spliceosomal complex
Molecular function (GO): RNA binding
Source: RefSeq, a predicted model, not a curated record
UCGGACACCACUCGGAAUCUUGUCGGAAAACCACGGAUUUACUCUGCCAUUUUGAAAACGGUAAACGUUUUACUCUUACUAACUUAAUUUUGUUUGUAAAUAAUGUUAAAUAUAUCGAAGUAAGGUUACGUUGAGGUCCAGCAACCGCUAGAAGAUAUGGCGACGGAAUCGAAAUUCCCAAUUCAAAGCACUGCAGGAGCAGUUCCAGUCAAAAAUGAGAAGGGUGAACUAUCCAUGCAGAAGGUUAAAGUAACCAGAUAUGUAGCUGGAAAAAGGCCAGGAUAUGCUCCUUCAUCAAGUGAUGAAGAUGACGAGGACGAAGAUGAGUUUGUUCAAGAACAACGUGAACCAACUGAUAUCUUGAUGGACCGUCGUCUCAAAGAGGAAUAUGAUAGGGCAGAGGAAAGUGAUCGCAGAUUAAAGAGACUGCAAGGUCGUGAUAAGGCAGACAUAGCUGAAGCUGUGCGAGAAAGACAUCCUGAGGAGCCAGAAAUAUUAGCGACUGGCGAUGGAGAACAUUCUGAUGAAGAGGUUGGAGAUAUGAAAGGACCUCAUCCCAUGGAGGAGAGCAGUGGAGAUGAAGAAGAAAUUGAUGAUGAGGAAAUUGAGAGACGUAGAGCUGCUUUGAGGCAGCGAAUGGCAAGAAAAGAAGCAGAAACUGAUUUAUUGGAUCUUGAAGAUGAACCAAAGUCUGAUCAAGAUCAAAGUGACGAGGAAGAGUCGUCUGAAUACGAGGAGUACUCAGAUUCGGAGGAAGAAUUUGGAGCGAGAUUAAAACCCGUGUUUGUGCGGAAGUCUGAAAGGGUGACCAUUAAAGAACGCGAGAAGAUGUCUUUAGAUGAAGAGAGGGAGGAAAAGAAGAAAAAAAUAAUGGAGGAACGCAAAAGGACAUCACGAAAGUUGGUCGAAGACAUCAUUCACAAAGAAUUACAAGCUGAACAAGGCGUGGAAAAGGAGGAGGAAGUUAUCAAAACAGAUGAUGAAAACGAUGAAGAAGAGUAUGAAGCAUGGAAAAUUCGUGAAUUGAAAAGAAUCAAGAGAGACAGAGAAGAAAGAGAGUUAAUGGAGAAAGAGAAGAUGGAAGUUGAACGCCUUCACAACAUGACUGAAGAAGAAAGGUUAAUCGAGUUGAAAAAUAAUCCCAAGGUUGUUGUCAACAAAAUGCCAAAAGGCAAAUACAAGUUCUUACAGAAAUAUUAUCAUCGUGGAUCUUUCUUCUUGGAUGCUGAAGACAAUGUUUACAAACGCGAUAUUACGAAUCCAACGCUCGAGGAUCAUUUUGAUAAAACUGUCCUUCCUAAAGUCAUGCAAGUGAAGAACUUUGGACGAUCUGGUCGAACUAAAUAUACACAUCUUGUUGAUCAAGACACGACCUCAUUCGAGUCACCGUGGGCUCAAGAGAACACACUCAAUCUGAAGUUCCACGCGAAUCAUUCCGCUGCCAGCAAACAAACAUUUGAAAAACCUACCAAGAAACGAAAAUGAUGUUAGCGCAGCUAUUUUAACCUCAUUAUUGUGUAGUUGUGGCAUCAUUCAAGGUCAGCAUUCACAUAAGAGUGGGAAAUAUCGGAAACUUGUAUUCCUAAUCAAGACAUUGCUUUGUUUUUGAAACAUAUUUCUGAAACCGUGGUUUCCCGAACAUUUUGUUACAAAAACUUUAACAACCUUUGCUUCAACAGCCAAUUCUUGUAUAAAUACGUUUCUGUUUUCCUAGUCUUAAGCAUAAAGAUAUAAGAGUAGUUAUGGGUCAUCAAUAAGGUUAAUAUAGAAUAGAUUGGGGGGGGGGUGCAAGAUAUCCGAGAGAGAUGACCAAUCCCUUUUUACACCGGGGUGGUGUUAAAAUUCCUCGUUUGGACUGAUGAGGAUGAAUAAGAACUUUUACUGUAUGAAUCUAAAACGAUGGAAAGACAUCUCUCUUUGUCCCACUUGCAUUAUGCAUUAUCUUAAGACAUCUCUCUUUGUCAACACUUGCAUUAUGCAUUAUCUUAACAUCAAAAUAGCGCUAAGCGAAAAUCUUGGUGUGAUGCCAUAUGAGAAAACAGUUAAAGAUUUUUGAAAUGCUUUUAAAAACCAAAUAAAUAUGGCGGUAUUUUGCGACGA